Messenger RNA from Manis javanica (Malayan pangolin), 3817 nucleotides. It is a transcript of the gene MAP10, whose product is annotated as microtubule associated protein 10. Lineage: Eukaryota; Metazoa; Chordata; Mammalia; Pholidota; Manidae. Gene Ontology annotation, biological process: positive regulation of cytokinesis; mitotic spindle midzone assembly; cytoplasmic microtubule organization. Gene Ontology annotation, molecular function: microtubule binding. The record is from RefSeq and is a predicted model, not a curated record. Gene Ontology annotation, cellular component: midbody; centrosome; mitotic spindle midzone.
AUUGUCUCACUUAGACCACUGCACUAGCCUUCCAAUAGACUGUUCUGACUUCAAUUAAUAGUAGAAUAUCUCAUUUGUAUUUGUACUGCUAACAUUACUAAACAUUGGUAUGAUCACACUUAUUCACUCAAAACAACUUGCACAGAAUGAAGUCCAAAUUCCUAACCAUUGGCAUUCAAGGCUCUCCGCGAAUCAGCUUUGGUUUUAACCUAGCUGGCUAGCCCAUUGAGGCAGGAAGCCUGUCUCUUUCAAAAUCUGGGACAGCGCUGUGUGCUAUCCUCCGCCCCGCUCCCUUCCCCCAACCCUGUGUUUAUGUGUGCAUAUUGCGGAAUGGAAUCAUUAACAUUAGUCUCAUACGUGGUGAUUGCUCAGCUGGAAAUGUGGUACAAGUCCUUCUACCGUUAACUCUCCGGCUCCUAGGCUGCUUCAGACUUUUGGAUAGACGGGUUGCCACAGAAGGUAGGCCAUGGACAGUUAACUGGCUUUCUGAAGGCUGGGGUCUGGAAUGAGAGUCCGGAUUUACUUUAAAUAUUCCUCAGAUUGCAUGGAAUCUGCAGUGAUAAAAAAAAAAAAAGUGACCAAACCCGAAAAAUUAUCCCUCUUUUAUUUUUUGUAUCAUACCCUUGGUAGUAUCAUAAGCAAUUGCAUUAAUACAAGUCUGGAGAGCAAAAUACCUGGGAAAGCGACAAUUCCCAGAAGACGCAGCCUACACCCGCAUGGGUGCCCCCAAGUCUCGCGGGAGAGCAGGCGCGGGCGCGGUUUUCCCCGCGUUUAUCGCGAGAACCAAGGGCUCAUCUUCCCGUUCUCCGAGACCGCGUCACCGUCUCCUGGGGCAACAGCAAUGGCGGCCGCCUUGUCCGAGCGGUUUUUCUCGCUGGAGCUCCUAGUAGACUGGGUGCUACUGGAAACCGGGUUGCUGCCGCCGCCGCCGCCGCCUCCCGUGAUCGAAGUGGAAGAGGAGCAGGAAGAGGUAGAGGCCUCGCCGCCGCGGACAUCGCGCUCCCUGUGCCCCGCCGUGGCCUUCCGCCUGCUGGACUUCCCCACGCUGCUCGUUUACCCUCCUGGCGGCCCUGCCGCCCCGGCUCCGGAACCCCGGCCCGGCCUGCUCAGCUUUGGUCGCGGCAAGUGCUGUCUCUUCCACCUGCACCCCGCUACCUUGCACCGCCUGCUCCUUCGGAUCCCGCUUUAUACCUUGCUGCUUCAGCUACCCCCUGGGCAGCCGACUCCUUCCCCGCAGCUCCUGGGUGCCUGCAGCAUCUCGCUAGCCGCUGCGGUCCGCAAGGCCCUGGGACCGGCCGCCUCCGCCUGCUGCCAGGGUCAUCGAGGAAAUUUUCCUCUGCAUAACCAUGCGGGGGAGCGGAUUGGGGACAUUGCCUUGGGCUACCGCCUGACUGAUCUGGGAAGCAGCUUGCUGGGCCAUCUUAAGCGGCCGGUCACCUCCAGAGGAGGUGGAGUGGAAAGUGGAGAGCUGCGGAAGGCAGUAGAGAUCAGUUCCCAAACCCCACAGGAAAAGCAACCGCUGCAGCAGUCAAUCUCAGAGUCAAACCCAAGUGAUGCUGAUAGGCCUCUGGUGGGUUUAGAAAUCCCAAAGGCUCCGAAGGAUUUGAAGGAAAUAGCUCUCCACACUAAGAGCAACUCUGAUAACACAUGUUCUGUGCAGAACGGUAGAACCACCUCGGUUUGUUCAAAUGCUAGUGGUGUGAGGAGUGUCAGCACCCCCAAUCAGGAAGUCACAGAGUUGGACAUUGAAACCAACACAUUUUGUCCUCCUCCUCUGUAUUACACACAUCUGACCCAAGAAAAGGUGUCUCCUAUACAGGGUAAAAUCACCAUUAAGCCUCAGAUGGAUGUACCUGAUGAACUGGAUGGUACUUUUCCAGAAGAAAAACUUGUAAAUCCCCCACUACAGGCUAAUCCUCUGAAACAUACAAAUUCUGCAACACCUGAGAGUCCUCCAGUGCUUAUAAAUCCUCCAUAUGUUCAGGAUGUAGGAGCAAGAACUCAAACUACACAUAACACUCAAACUGAACAAAAUAGAAUUAAUACAAUAAGGCAGCUGCCUUUAUUAAAUGCUUUGUUAGUUGAGUUGUCCUUGUUGUACAACCAACCCACUGCAAGCCCUGCUCAUAUACAUCCUCACUUAGCCUGGUUAUAUAGAACUAAGGAUAAGUCACCAGAAUCUUCUGCCAAAUCCACAUGUAAGUCUGAAUCUGUGAAGGAAAAGCCUUCUGUGUGGGAAAAAGAAAAGUCAAUGGGCCUUCAGGAUAAAAGGAACCAAGCUGAAAGUCUUAAGAAAGAUAAAUAUUUUGAAAAGAACAGUGGUUCCUGGCCCAAAAGAGUUCCCAGGGGAAAGCUACUUUAUGGCUUAACAAAUACACUUAAACUACGUUUAAAGCAAACAAAUCCUGGUAUGCUGGUAGUACAUGAAAAGAGAGAAGAGUAUAGAAAAAUGAAAGCACAACUGGAUGCAAAACUCAGAAGUCCAUCAUCAAAAAUUAAAGUAUUAAGCUUUGCAGAACAACAUAAGAAGCCACAUCAACUGCCUAAAGAUAAGUAUGUAGAAUCAGAUGCAUCUUUUGCUGAAAAUGAUACCUCAAAGCAAAUUAGUGGAGUUUUUGAUGACCCCAGCACAGCUAAAGAAACCAAACCGAAAACUGGAAAAGCAGUUGAUGGUGAUGAACAUAGAACCAGUAAGGGUCCAUUAGAAGAAAUUGUGAGGCUUGCAAAUUCCAUUGCCCCAGAAAGGUUUGUUCCUACACAGACUUUGGAAGGAAAAGUGGAAAUGAAAGUCCAAAGGCCAUGUGUUUUCCCCCAGGUUGCGGCAGUUGACAGAAUUGUAGUAGACAAAGAAAUAGAUGUUAAGCAGAUUAAAACCACUGAUAAUGACAUUCUUCUGGCUGAUGUGAGUGAAAAUAAGCCAAGUAAAAAUAGCUGCUCUGAAAGCAUCUCAAAACUAAAGUAUUCAGAUGACUUUACCAGCCCUUGCUAUUCAGAAGAUUUCUGUACCACUGAGGACACUAGCACAAUUUUGCAAGCUUACUGUAGUGGUCCAAGGGCAGAAAAUAGUCAAUGUACAAGUAAGUCUAGUGAAACAAGAUUUUCCAUAAAGAAAAAUAACAGUGAAAAGAACUCUGUUCUUAACCCACCUUUUUCAGUGUGCUCACCUGUAUACUCAUAUAAAAAAUCUCAGAGUUCAAAGACUCGAGAUGAAAGUUUGGAGGAAGAAUCUAGUAUCUCUACCACUGAUUUAUCACACUGGACUGAGGAGAGAGAAAACCAGAUUGAUCAAAAUAGAAUGCAUAAUUCUAAAGUUUUAAAGAAGGGUCAAGGUAUCUCUGUAAAACUUAAAACAAGAACUGGUUGCAAAUCGUUAGAAAAUAGCCAGUCUCCUUGGACAUCUCAAGUAAGUUCUUAUCUACCAUCUACUUUGUCAGAACUAGAAUUUAAUGUCUUGGAUAGUAGUACAUCAGAUCAGGUUGAAGAAGAUGAAGUUGGUUCACUAAAUAUUUCCAAGCAAUGCAAAGAUAUUUGUGAAUUAGUAAUAAAUAAACUUCCAGGAUAUACAGUGUAAAAAUAUGUGCUUUUAAAAGAAUUUUUGUAGCCUAUGUGUACUAGUAGUUUUAUAAUAACUUUAUUUUAGUACAUGAAUUAUGUAAAUAAUUCUUUUUAAGAGAUAUAAAUAAGUUGGUCAUUAUUUUGAUGUUUAAAUAGUAUUCCACCAUUAAAUUUGACAAUAUUGAUGAUGAAAUCACCUUAUGAUCUAGACAAGAUUUAAGUUGUUUAAUCUUACAAAAAUAAAAAUAUCUAACUUGCUAAA